UUAAAAAACUACAAACCAACGCUCAACUUAUCAUGAGAGUCUCACUAUUCUAACUAAGAUGUUGGGCCUUGUUCAACUGCAAAACCCUUGUGGUGCUCAAACUUAUUGGGGGCUUAAAUAAGAACCCUUUUUUGUUCGAUUUUUCAUCUGUUGAUCUGCCCUUACUAACAACCUUGCAUUUGCAAUCAUUUAUACUAAAGUGUAGGGAUACGACAGAGCUUCCUGGUGGGAGUUUGAAUCUCAUGUUCUUGUGCGUGAGCCAUCUUUAUUUUAGUGGUCCUGAAGCAAGGUUUGAAAGAUUGCCUAAGUUGGUUAGAGCCACGAUUGUGAUAGGCCAUGCUCUAUUGGGGGUUGUUAAUAAUGUUAAGUUUCUGCACAUAGAUUGGGUUGAGGGGUUAGAAGUGAUCAAGCGUUGCCCCAAUCUUCAAAUUCUUGACAUUGAUAUGGGGAGUAUUGACAUGAAUGCUAGAAGCGAUGAAGGAGCAGAUUGGCCAUUCCCUCGAUCUGUCCCUUCAUGCAUUUCAUUACAUCUUAAAACAUGCGAAGAAGAAGAAACAAAGAAACAAAGAAAGGUGGUGCUAGGUGUGGCUGUUACUCUAUUCUAUGGCGACACCCAAUGAGUCACUAGUUGACUCACAUGACCCGUCUAUAUUAAAAAAUUAUAAAUAAUUUAUAACUUGUAAAAUUUUAUACUUAAAAAUAUAAAUGAAAAUAUAAUCAAACUUCUAUCAA
This is a messenger RNA of Glycine soja, 732 nucleotides long. RefSeq lists its product as uncharacterized. The record is from RefSeq and is a predicted model, not a curated record. NCBI's taxonomy places the organism in Eukaryota, Viridiplantae, Streptophyta, Magnoliopsida, Fabales, Fabaceae. Bases 243 to 620 code for a protein of 125 amino acids. The transcript is spliced from 2 exons.